Messenger RNA from Pangasianodon hypophthalmus (striped catfish), 4456 nucleotides. It is a transcript of the gene scxa, whose product is annotated as scleraxis bHLH transcription factor a. Gene Ontology annotation, biological process: developmental process; regulation of transcription by RNA polymerase II. The record is from RefSeq and is a predicted model, not a curated record. Gene Ontology annotation, molecular function: RNA polymerase II transcription regulatory region sequence-specific DNA binding; DNA-binding transcription factor activity, RNA polymerase II-specific; protein dimerization activity. The coding region runs from base 3842 to 4447 and encodes 201 amino acids. Lineage: Eukaryota; Metazoa; Chordata; Actinopteri; Siluriformes; Pangasiidae. The transcript is spliced from 2 exons.
CGCUGAAGCCCACGCGCUCGCAGCAGCCGUGGCUCUGAUGGCUGGAUCACAGCAGCUGUGGUCACGCACAGCACACGCCGGGAGCAUAACCCGAGACUGACGGCGCUUUGGCCUGGAGACACAUCCCCCAGCUGGAGAACCAUGUCUGGGGAGAGGUGCGGGGCUGAGAAAGAGCUUUCCGCAGGUGGGGGGGACGGGAUUAGAUGUCACAUCACACUGGGGGAAGUAAGAGAACUCUAAUGGCUGUCAGCUGAGAACCUCUGGUUCUGCUUUAAGGAAAACAAGUGGGCAGACCCCCAUAUGACAGGAUGAUAACAAGCGUUGUCAUUUGUUACCCCAGACGCAAGGCUUUAUGAGGUAACAAAACGUUCCAUCUGAGGAAAGGGCCACUGUGGUCUCACUUAACCCUAAUGAAUGUCGUCAUAUUACAGCCUAGUUUGACUUUUAAUAUAUAAUCUGCUGUAUGAAGUUUGCUCCUUAAUGCUCAUAGGGUCAAAGCAGAAGUCCUAAAGAGGACUCGUGAGAUUGUUGUAAUGAACAAAAGAAAGAGCAAUAUAUUAAUUUCACCUCCUUCCUUCUGGGGUAACAGAACAAAACUAUAAUCAGGUAAAAACACAAUAUUGGAAAUGGUUAUUACAAAAAUAACUACUGAUACUAUUAAAAGCACAUCUUGCUUCAACUGAAGGUUAUACUGCCUAGUUUGACUGAUCCUGUCUAAAACUAAAUAAAAAGACCAAUAUAAUAUCUUUUAAACCUUUUUUUUGCCAAACGCAUGAAACAAGCACAAAUAUUUUUUCAUUUAUUUUUUAAAAGUUUGAUUAUACUCUUCUCCACAGUAUCACAAACAAAGGGGCUGAACUAAACUCUCCCUGUGAAAUCCAAAGACUCAGACAACUGAUACUCUUUAGUCUGUUCAGAGAAUUAAACUGGGAAGUGAAUGGUAAAGCAAUUCAGAUAUAAAACUAGUUUCAAGAGGAAAUAAAAAACCUUUAGAUUUUAUUCCAGUGAAAUCUAAAAAGAGGAAAGUAUAUCCGAUUUUUGUACAUGACAUAAGGAAACCAUUAUUUGAGUACAAUAGUGUUAAAAAAUCUACUAAUGAUUUACUGCUGCCAGUAAAGUGAGUCAAAAUUCCUUCUUAUUAGGAUUAGGCAAAUGAGUCGUCUCCCACAAGGAGUAUAAAUCUCUGUACUUGUAGCAGCUAUUAAUGUUUUCAUUAAUGAUAAUGUGUAAAGUUUCUGUAACGGUUCACACCCAAACACACCUACUAACCAUAAAGUUUUAAGAAAGACAGUUUUUUGCUUUGACCUACAGACAAGGUUUGCUCAAGCACAAGUUAUUCAGAGAACAUCUUAAGACAGAAAUAGAGGCUGAAUUAAAAAAAAGUUUUUGCUGGAGUGCGAGAGAGAGAGAGAGAGAGAGAGAGAGAGAGAGAGACAGACACAAGCUACCACUACUGAUACUGAUGAUCAUGGAGGGUAUUGUGGAGCUCUUAAGCUCUAUGGGAAAUGAGGUAUCCUGUCUGGCUGACCCACUGACUGCAGCUCACAUCCUUCAUUAAUGAGGCUAUGGUUCAGGACAGACUAAACACACAAGUCUGCAUUUAUAGGGAUUUACUGUGCCCUCAGAACAUCUGAGCUUUUGAGCUUUAUUUAAAAAAAGAAAAAUUUCUAUCAGAGUCAAUCUCAAAGCAUCAUUUGUAAAGACAUGUUACAAACCACAUCAUUAUACAGUCAGACUAGGCCUGAUCUUAUAUGUUAGAAAUUUGGAUCUUAAGAAAUGAGAGGAAAAUGAUUUUUCAACAUUUAUACCUUAAUAUUUUCCAGAAAUUCUGGAAGCAUGCUGACAUUAAUACGCAAUCCCAAACUGGACAGAACGCUUGCAAAUGAAGUUUAACUUUCAGUAUUGCUUGCAAUUUGAAUCUGGGAUCUGGACUAUGGGUACACUGCUUGUAAAAAUAGUUCCACUUUGCAUGCUCAGGGGUUUUGGAGGGUUAAAAUGGGGGAAGCAAAGUUCAUGUACUAGCAACCUGAAUGGGUUUAAAUGGCAUAUCUUAGCCACAUCACCAGGGUUUAGUGUGAAAACAGGGACAAUAAAGCCAUCAACACACUGUGGACAACACACUACAACAUCAAGGCACUUUCAAACAGUGUCUAGCCAUGGUUUAAAUUAGGGACUGGUUUUGUUUUAAUGAGCAACGACAGUUAUUUUCCCCUUCGUCAAGUGCAUCCCAAGCAGAGCGUGGCACUGAGAAUAAUUAUAAUGAGAAAAAAACAAUGCGGUGCUGUCUUUAAUAUAAAGCUAAUUAAACCUGAGUUUUUACACCAAACCAAAGAGCAUCUAUAGACUUUCCCAUACGAGAGCCACCUCAUCUGGGGUGAAAAGGAGGUUUGGGGACAAGAGCAAUUUUAUUUAUUAUUAGAGCAAUAUUAUUUCUAGGGGCCCAGGAUUCCUCAUUAUGUCCACGACCCACACAUAAACAGGACUACAAAUCAUCCUCAAGGAUCAAACAUAUAUAUAUACGAUUAAUUUGACAUCUAAUGCACUCUGAAUGCAUUUUCUGAUAAAUCUAAGAGAGUCUUAGAUGGGAGAUUCAACAUUUGCCUGCUUGUCUGUAUUGAAGUCUUUUUGCUUCCUUCUGACUAAACCCCUUUGGUUUGAGUCUGGUGGAGAUUUUUGUACUGCAGUUAAAGCCACCACAAGGCCGCUAUACACAACACCCUCUCAAAAGAAACAAUAAAGCUCGCCAGGCAGAUGCUCACCACAAGAUACAUACACACGCUGCAUACGUGUGUCCAACACCUGAAUCUGUUAUAUAAAUGAUUAAAGUUGUUAAUUAAAAAAAAAAAUGACGCAAAUAUAAAGAGACGAUUAAUAACAGCUGUAGUGGUCAUUAAAUUAAAUUAGCACUGCUGUACAGUAUGUAGGUGAUGAAACCAGUAUCACAUCAUUUUUAAUAUUUUGUGAUCUUCAAAAGAUUUCCAAACCAUCUAUCAUUCUAUGUCUGAAGGAAGUCUUUUUAAAUGCUGGUGUGGAUUUAAACACUGGUUAAAAAGGAAGUUGCUCUUUUUGUGUUUUCAGCGCAUUGUCAGACCUGGUUUCUCAUUAAUCAAGCAAGUUUGUUUCUCAAACACACAGUAUAAUACAACUGAAGAAAACAGAGACUACAGUAAAAGAUGUGAAGUUGGUGCUAAAACAGGCCAGUGAACAGAGGGUUAAAUAUGGGAGCUGAUAGCUCAUCUCAGCUGCCUGCCACCGCCAUGCUGCCAGCUGGGAUAUUUGCAUAAACAGUGAAGGAGAGCGAUGGACAGAGUGAGUGAGGAAAAGAGAGAGGGACUAAGAGAGGAGGGGUACAUUCACCCCAGACACUCCCACAGCAUAUAAAUCCAAACCAUACUGAAUUUCUCAGACAGAAACCACACGUGGAGCUCAACUCAGAGGCACAGAGCUAGCGGCUGAGGGAGUGAGAGGCAGAGAACGGGACAAAGUUUCAAAGAAGCCAGAGAAGCUGUGGAUAGACAGACCUAACACAGUGGAUGUGAGUAAAGAAGGUAAAGAGACAGAACACUAUUGUCAGUAGAAGCCUUCAGAAAGUAAAGAGGACGUUUUUGUGCUGCUUCACAAAAAAAACAAACAAAAAAAAAAAACCCAAGCCAGUAUUCCAUGAGGUAUCGAGGCUGAGGUGCACCCCAUGCUCGGAAGGAAUCAAAAGUGAGGAGAGUGAGUCACAAUCCUGCAUGCUGUAUAAUUUCUACAUACUGCGUGAUUGCAUGACCAACCCUGCAUGACUCUGGACCACGUCUGAGAUCUGAGCCAAAGCGUGCUCUAGAAGGUUUUACACAAAAUGUCAUUUGCAAUGGUGCGUCCAGCCCCAAGCCGCUACCUGUACUCGGACAUCUCCAUGAUGUCUGAGGACGAGGAGAAUGGCAGCGAGAGCUCGGGUUCGGAUGACCGCUCCUUCCGACUGGAUGCCUCUGGCUACGAGCUCAAGGUGGGCGGCAGGAAACGGAAACCGGGCAGUGGAGGUGGAGGAGGGCGGAUUGGUGGAGUGCUACCAGGCACCGCAAGUGGUCCACCAGGUGAGGGGCGGCAGCGUAAUGCGGCCAAUGCGCGGGAACGAGACCGUACCAACAGUGUGAAUACAGCCUUCACAGCACUCAGGACUCUUAUCCCCACUGAGCCGGCAGACAGGAAGCUGUCCAAAAUUGAGACUCUCCGCCUUGCUUCCAGCUACAUCUCGCAUCUCGGCAACGUCCUGUUGGUAGGCGAGGCCUGUGGUGACGGGCAGCCAUGCCACAGCGGUGGACCUUCGGCAGCCUACUAUCAUCAUCAUGGAUCACCUACACGAGAUUCUGAGAACUCGCAGCCCAAACAGAUCUGCACUUUCUGCCUCAGCAACCAGAGGAAAAUGAGCAAAGACAGAGAAAGAAAAACAGCCCUGAGGAAUUAAUACAGAGAG